CUAUUUUUCUCCACUUCCCAAUUGACGAUGAAAAAACAGCAUAAUGAUUUCAGUAGUAGCUCUUAUAGACGACAUUUAGCUGUGCGACGACCUUGUCAGGCUUUAUAGUCUUCAAGAAAAGCAUUCAAGAACUACACUGAGCAAAAUGUAGUCGUACCCUUUGCUGCCUUUGUCUUCUUUUCAAGGCUUUUUAGAACUUCCCUUCUGUCGUUCACUGUGCGUCGUUCUUGCACACGGCUGUUAUUUUUUUUAGAUUCUUUCUUACUGUAUCUUCUUUGUUCACUGACCAUUGUUUACGAAUCGCACCACAGUAGGAGGAUAAGGCGUUGUUUCUGUCUUAAAAUUAGCACAUUAAAAUAGAGAAAAAAGUUCUUAUUUCUUCAUACAUAUAAAUGUAGGAACAAAUGUUAACAAAGUACGAAAACGCAAAUAAUGGUAUAUCUGGAGUAGAUACUUUUCGCUGGUUACUUUAGUGAGAUCUCUCUCGGAAGACGGACAGUCUAUGUGCAGUUCCUUAUGUUAGAAAGGUAUUAACUUGCACUUGAAAACAAGCCUCGACAUACAAGCCGGAACCAACAAAGUAAUGUAGAAAAAUACUCCAAUUAUAAUGUUGAGUGAUCGACUCCUCGCGGACGGGAUGGAGGAAAAAAUUACAAUCAGAGAAAAAAAUAAUGCUUACAAAUUCAGCACAUUUACAAUGCUGUGCGUUCUUUAAACAUUAUGUAACAUGUGUGGAACUAAGUUAAUGUCGAUCAGAUAACAUCAUAUUGUCUAACUAGGUCUUCUGUAUUUACAAGAUCCUUGAUUUAUGUAGUAAUUUUUCCAAGGAUAGAGGAUACUGACUCAUAUAUACACCACAUGCGUAACCAGGAUCUACGCCGGCACUUUACAGACAAUUACCGCGUAAUAUAAACAGGGUCAGAACAAAUAAACAACAGCCGAUGUCUAUCUGUCUUAUUCGCAGUGACUGUCUACCAAAUUAAUUCAGAAGAAUUCCGUUCAUUGUGAAGUGAUCGGCGUUCGGGAUUUCGUGCCUUCCCCUCGUACAUAUACAGGAGAAUAUCUAGUGCACCCGUUGCUUGUAAUUCUAUCAUGCAGUCGCAGGUUCUUGUUAUCUAAUAAAGUUCUUGUUAUCCGUUUAAUAGUUCCACCUCCAUCAGCCAAUCGGCGACGAAACAAAUUGCUAUAUGACGUUAUACUUGUAUAUUUCCUAUUAGCUUUGCAUUCCAACGAACACAUGCUUAGAGAAAUAAGGUUUUGAAGGAUUAUAUAAAUGACCACGUAAAUAUUAAGGCUCUUGAAUUUUUUCAAAGGUAUUUCCAAUAGUUACCAGUAUUUUUAUGUAUUUCAAUAAUUUGUAAUCCUUCAUGUUAAGGUUCGUUCUCAGCUAACCAUAGUCAGUUCAUUACUCCACCAAGUUUAAAUUAUUUUUACCAUUACUGCUUAUAGCUCAUUAUUAAUGAUUAGUUAACAUCAUGAAGAAUAGUGAAAAUAGGUGCAUGCAGUAGGGGCUUGUCUUGCUUAUGUCUAAAUAGGUAUGGAUUUUCAACAAACAUAUGUGUAAUAUAGAAAAGUUUAAUGCGCAAAAGUUAAGUUAACAUAAAAGUAAAUAAUAUACGCGAACGCAUCUGUAAUUCUGGACAGAAAUGUAUAUGUCACUGUCAACGCUUGGCGUAGCGUAGUUGAGUUCGAGGUUUGUUGUGAAAUUAUUUAGAGCAGUUUACAAACAAACAGCCUUUUAUUUACUAGUAAAUAUUGGUUAAAAUGUGAAACACUGUUAUGAGUUACUAUAUUCCGCAUAAAAACACAAUGUUUCUGUGUGGUUUCGCCUUAACAAUGGACAAAAUUGCGUAUACCGUCUGUGUAAAUAACUCUGAUGAUACAUCGAUUGUUUCGCUUGUAAACUUAACAGCUAGGUAUUUCGCUUUAAAUUUGUGCACAGGCGUGUCGAGUUAAACCGACUGUUUUCAGUGAGUAGUUGAUUAUAUAAAGUUGUGUAUUAUUCAACGGUAAUCUAAUCUUGGCGACAUUAUACCGGCGGAGUCGAGUAUGAUUGUAUAGUGAGUGUUAUCACGAAAACAGUUGGCGGUUGGCGGUACGUGGCAGUGACGUCUAUUAAACCAUUCGAAAUCACGUAAUGUUUAAAAUAAUUCUAGAAAAUGAGUGAAUCUGAAAAAAGGAAGACUAGUCUUCAUCCAGAAGGGAGUGCACAGGCCCCUACUAAUGGUACAGGGGGACCACAACACUACUAUGGUACUGGGUACCCGGCCCACUUCCACCACAUACCACAACACCACAUGCAGCAUUCCCCGCCCCCACCUGCAGUCUACCAGAAGGAUGAGAGGACCCAACGACAGUACUCCAAGCUUAAACAGAAGCUGGAGCGGAAACAAACUAACAGGAAUAAUGGUGUUGCACAUUUGAAUGCAGAAGCAAAUUCAGGUGCCAGUACCCCAUCAUUAUCGCCGCGAAAGGAAGUAAAUGGGCGCGCUGGCAGCAGCAGUGGCGUCAGUGGUACUAGCAGUGGCGGCAGCGGUGGUGCCAGCAGUGGCAGCAGCGCGCCGAGCAGUGGGUCGAGCAGUGGGCCCAGUCCGGCCGGGGGAGCCACCAGCGCGGGCACCACUUCCUCAGGAGCAUGGUCCGAGGAAGGCGAAGCCUCGUCUGCCGAAGCUUCUGUGCAAGGCGACGGCUCAUCUGCCGCAGCCUCUGUGCAGGGCGACAGCGAACAGGCAGAUGAAGCACGUCUACAGGCUUUAAUUGAUGACUUCUCCCUUAAACGUACACCACAGGUUUCCGAAGUGACUCCAACCAGUGCCCUAGUCGUUUGGAAUGCGCCAUUACCGGACGAUGUAGUCGUUCCUGAAGGCGAAAUAGUAUACGACCUGUUGCUUGCCGAUCGUGGUGGUCGAUUCAAAGCUAUCUACAGUGGCCACAGCCUCAGUUGCCGUGUGCGUGAUCUAAGGCCGGGCACCGAAUACCAAGUAUGCCUGCAACUCCACCUUGGAUCUUUACUGUCGAUGCCGAGCUCGUCGUCCACGUUCCGCGCGCCGCCGGCCCCGCCCGACGCCAUGGCGGCGCCGCGCGUGACCCAGCGCGCGCGCACGUCGCUGCUGCUGCGCUGGCCCGCCGCCUGCGACAACGGCGCGCGCCUGCUGCACUACGUGCUGGAGAUGGACGACGGCGAGGGCUUCGCCGAGAUCACUCGACCGCGCACUCGCCAACACACCGUGAACAAUCUUCGCCCGCAAACUCGCUACCGGUUUCGCAUCGCCGCUGUCAAUGAAUUAGGACGUGGUGACUGGAGCGAGGAGACCGUCGCUUGGACGACAGGUUCGCCUCCGCCGGCGCCGGCCCCGCCUACACUGUCCACCGCUACAAACGAAUCGCUAUUGCUGGGCUGGGAGCGUCGCUCCGACGAGGAGUUCACCUUGCAAAUGGAUGACGCCGCCCGCGGGCAUGGAUUCCUGCCCGUGUACUCAGGCACCGACCGUUCUUAUAUGUGUACCGGCUUGCACCGCGCUACUGACUACCGUUUCCGUCUGCGUUGUGAGACGGUCGACGGCCAAGGGCCAUGGUCAGUGGAAGUUACAUACCGAACGCUGCCUGAGCGACCCGGUCCCCCAGGCCGGCCGACCUCACGCGGUCGUAUACAUUCACGGGCGUUCCGGCUUCGAUGGGACCCGCCUACUGAUGAUGGUGGUGCAAACGUCGACUGCUACACCUUGGAACUCGACGCUGGCGAAGGAUUCCAACCAGCUUACCGUGGCUCUGAAAGAGAGGCGCACUGCGACCGACUUCUGCCCGGCACACCUUAUAAGGCACGCGUCUGCUGUUCCAACGAAGCCGGCAUCAGCGAGUGGUCCGCCGCCGAGACCGUGACCACGGAGGCGGCGGCCCCCGGCGCCUGCGACCCGCCCGCGCCUGCCGCCGAGCCGCGCGCCACGCUGCAGGCGCUGCGCUGGCGCGCGCCCGACUGCUGCGGCGGCGCGCCCCUCACCGAGUACCGCGUCGACGUCGUGGACGCCGACGGGGCUACACGGGUAGCCUAUCAGGGUCUUGACUGCGAAUGCAUCGUGCGCGAAUUGACACCAGGCUGCGAAUAUCGUGCUACUGUAACAGCUCACAACAAGGUCGGUGCCGGCCCUACCUCGCAAGCUCUAACAUUUACGACGGCCGCAGCGCCUCCAGAUGCUCCAGAUACGCCGUCCGCUGAAGUACAGGGACCUCGUUCCGCUCGCCUCGAGUGGUCGCCGCCGCGGGAAAACGGCGCGCCCGUGCUCGACUACCGUCUAGAAAUGAGUGCCACAAACGUCGAUGACGCGUUUUCAGAAGUAUACCGAGGAGUCGAGACGAGUUACGUGAUCGAUCGCCUCGUUCCGUUCUCCCCGUACUUCUUCAGGGUGUGCGCCACUAACAGCGCGGGACGCAGCGCGUGGUCGGGUGUUCGCGACGUGUUGACGCCGCGCGCGCCGCCAGCCGCUCCUGCCGGCCUGCGCAGCGAGGCCACGGCCGACAGCCUGCGUCUGACCUGGCGCGUGCCCGCCAGCCACGGCGCGGACGUGCUGCGCUACCGCGUGGAGGUGGGCGACGCCGCCUUCGACACCGACGGACCCACGCCCGAGAGGCUCGUGGAGGGGCUCGCGCCCGACACCGUGUACCGCGUGCGAGUGGCGGCGCUCAACGAGCUGGGACUGGGCGAGUGGUCGGAGGAGGCUCGGGCUGCCACGCGACCUCCGCCGCCCUCGCCACCCACUCUUCGGUGCGUGCAAGCAGCGCACAACUACCUACGACUAGAGUGGCCCGCUGCGGGCGGAGAAGGGGCGCAGUACUGUGUGGAGAUGCGCUCAUUGGAUGCCCGCGACUUCAGACCAGUGUACCGCGGCUCCGCUCGCUCCUGUAAGGUGAAGAAGCUGCGAGAGGCGACUUCAUUUGCAUUCCGGAUACGAGCAAGUGACGAGCGCGGUGGUCGUGGGCCCUGGUCCGAGCCAUUAGACGUGGCUACAAUCGCCGCUCCGCCGCCUGCCCCGCGGGCGCCCUCCCUACAGCAGCCAGGCCCGCGCGUCGCACUGGCCGCCUGGGAUGCGGUCGAUGACGCCGAGUACGUGCUGCAAUGUGCGCGCGCUAAGGACGCCGUCUACAAGCAGGUGUACGCGGGCAGCGAGACGCAGUUCACGCUGGAGGAGCUGGAGGCGGGCGCGGAGUACCUGGUGCGGGUGUGCGCGGUGCGGGGCGGGCUGGCGGGCGCGUGGUCGGCGGCGGCGCGGCUGUGCGUGGCGGGCGCGGCGGCGGCCCCGCGCGUGCGGCGGGCGCGGGCGGCGCGCGCGCUGCAGCCGCGCCACGUGGCGCUGCUGAUGGCGGCCGCCUUCCUGCUGCUGGCCGUGCUGGUGGCCGUGCUGCUGCAGCGCCUGGUGGAGCCGCGCCCGUGACGCGCGCUGGCGGCGGCGCGGCCGC
Trichoplusia ni (cabbage looper) is the source of this 5451-nucleotide messenger RNA. RefSeq names its product fibronectin type-III domain-containing protein 3a (gene mtgo). The record is from RefSeq and is a predicted model, not a curated record. NCBI's taxonomy places the organism in Eukaryota, Metazoa, Arthropoda, Insecta, Lepidoptera, Noctuidae. The transcript has 6 exons. Gene Ontology annotation, molecular function: protein binding. The coding region runs from base 2160 to 5426 and encodes 1088 amino acids.